This is a messenger RNA of Nicotiana tabacum (common tobacco), 309 nucleotides long. Lineage: Eukaryota; Viridiplantae; Streptophyta; Magnoliopsida; Solanales; Solanaceae. The record is from RefSeq and is a predicted model, not a curated record.
AUGGGUAUAGCUGCCAAUGUUUCUAGUCGUAUCGAUUUGGUUCUUGCUCAAGAGAGGGGGCAGGGGUCAGUCGCCUUUUUAGGGCACGUUGUAUCGGUAGAGGGCAUAAAAGUGUAUCCUAAGAAGAUUGAGGCUGUUCAGAACGGGCCAAGACCUACUUCAGCUAGAGAGAUCCAGAGUUUCCUGGGUUUGGCGGGUUAUUACCACCGGUUCAAGGAGGGAUUCUCAUCUAUAGUAGCCCCAUUGACCAGAUUAACCCCGAAGGAUGCCCCAAUCAGAUGGUCAUACGAGUAUGAGCUGAUCUUUUAG